UCUAACAACCAAUAAAAAAACGAGGUUUAUCAAUGUUCUGCCACGUAAAUGAAAACAAUAGUAGUAGAGAAAACAAAUUCCUGUGAAUCAAUCUGUCAUUCAGAUGACUGUACGAGUAGUGUAUCCGCCUUGAAUUAAAUUUUUUGUGAACAAAAGUUGCAGGGUCCACAAUGGCGGCCCAAGUACAAGCCCUGUAUGACUUCGCGGGUGAACCAGGGACCACAGAAAUGUCAAUCACUUGUGGGGAAGUGUUAACUCUUUUGAAUACAGAUAUUGGUGAAGGAUGGUGGGAAGGAAAAAAUGCUCAGGGUCAAACAGGUUUGUUUCCUGCAGCAUAUGUAAGGAAGCUCUCUCCAGAAGAAUCAGCACCAACAAAAGUUGCUCCUCCUGCACCUAGAUAUGACCAGGCAGCUGAUGAAUGGGGCGAACAACAGUUUAGUGCAGGAGAUAACAAUUACCAGAGAGCAGCCUCACAUGAUGAUGGCUGGGAUGACGAUUGGGACGACGAUACAUAUUCAGAAAUAGGUCCAGGUGCUCCUCAAAAUAAGCCAUCAAUGAGCCGCCAGCAACAACUUACCCCAUUACCUGGAAUGCCUAUUAGUGACUUCAAUCAACAAAUAGAUGACAACACUUCCUCAUUCGGUUCAACAGUUGGAACAGUGAGAAAAAAUAAAUUUGCACCAUCUUCAAAAAUUAGCGGAGAGAGCUAUUUAUUGGCAACAUUAAAUGUCGAGGUGCCUGAAACUGAAAAAGUUUAUAUAGUUCAAGAAGGAGAUGGCUAUGUAUGGGCCCAAAUUACACAGCCAUAUAAUGUAACAGUUGCAUCUCCGAAGAAGGAAUCAAAAUUCAAAGGUAUUAAGAGCUUUAUAGCAUAUCAAUUAACUCCUUCCUUUAAUAAUAUACAAGUUUCUAGAAGAUAUAAGCAUUUUGAUUGGCUACAUGAGAGAUUACAAGAGAAAUUUACACUUAUACCCAUACCACCGCUACCAGAUAAACAAAUUUCAGGCCGCUAUGAUGAACAAUUAAUUGAACGCAGGAGAGUACAGUUACAAGAGUUUGUAGAUUGGAUGUGUAAACACCCUGUUUUAUCUAAAAGUGAGGUCUGGCAACAUUUUCUAACUUGCACUGAUGAAAAACGUUGGAAAGCUGGUAAAAGACAAGCAGAGAGGGAUAACUUAUUAGGCCUUAACUACUGUGUAUCAUUAGUUGUACCUGAAAAAGCUUUAUUGCAAUCACAAGUAGACCAUAUUACAGAGCAAUGUCACACAUUCAUUGGUAGUAUGGAUACAUCAGUAAAAUCUGUUACCAAUAUGUGUCUAGCACAAACAAAGAGGUUCCAAGGUCCUUACAAAACUGACUGUCAGAAGGUCGGUGAAGCAAUUUAUAACUUAGGAAAUGCCCUCAGCUUGGACGAGGGGACUGUCAUAUCAACUUCAAAACUCACAUCUGCUAUAAAGAUGACUGGUGGUGCUUAUAUCGAAAUUGGCAGGAUGUAUGAGGAUCAACCGAAAUAUGAUUGGGAACCCCUCGGUGACAAAUUCCACCUAUAUAAGGGCAUUGUAGGUUCAUUUCCAGAUGUUUUAGCCAAUCACAAGGGAGCUGUGCAGAAAAGACGAGAGUGUGAGAGAUUGACAGCUGAACACAAAAUGGAAGUAGCACAACUGAAUGAAGUAUUGAGAAGAACCGAUGUCAUAUCAUACGCCCUUCUUGCCGAAAUCAAUCACUUCAAAUCAGAAAGAACAGACGACUUGAAAGCGACAAUGCAGAAAUUCUUGAGACAACAAAUUAGUUUCUAUAAAAGAAUAGUCGACAAAUUGGAAGUAACUCUUAACCAGUAUGAUGAAUAAUACCUCAAUUAAAUGACUAAUGAUAGAAUUGAAAAUUUUCAAUGAGCAUUUUGAAUAUGGACUAUUUAUUGCCAUUGUAUCCUAUUAUAAUAUUGGUAUUGAUAUUUUGUAGGUAUAUCUAAAAUCUUAGGAUUGAAAUGGACUUGGAUAAUGAAUUUAUAUUGUGAUGAAAGUGACUGAAUGUAAAAUAAUGCUUAAUACACACAAAACUGUUUAAUUUUUAUAUACUGAGAUGUUCUGUAUAUAGUUUGCUAUAUUACAUUUUCCAUAAAAUAAUAUUUUUUAUCACUUAUAUACGAUUUUUUAUUUGAACUUUUACUAAUAAUUUUUCAUUUAUUUUGAGACAUUGUGUAGAAUAAGUGUUGUAAUAUUCCAUUUUAAAGUAAAACAAUAAAAAGUAAAAUCGUU
Messenger RNA from Vanessa tameamea, 2255 nucleotides. It is a transcript of the gene SH3PX1, whose product is annotated as sorting nexin lst-4. Gene Ontology annotation, cellular component: cytoplasmic vesicle; plasma membrane. The transcript has 2 exons. Gene Ontology annotation, biological process: endosomal transport; protein transport; plasma membrane tubulation. NCBI's taxonomy places the organism in Eukaryota, Metazoa, Arthropoda, Insecta, Lepidoptera, Nymphalidae. Gene Ontology annotation, molecular function: protein binding; phosphatidylinositol binding. The record is from RefSeq and is a predicted model, not a curated record. The coding region runs from base 171 to 1847 and encodes 558 amino acids.